This is a messenger RNA of Trichoplax adhaerens, 1164 nucleotides long. RefSeq lists its product as uncharacterized. Gene Ontology annotation, molecular function: DNA binding. The record is from RefSeq and is a predicted model, not a curated record. NCBI's taxonomy places the organism in Eukaryota, Metazoa, Placozoa, Uniplacotomia, Trichoplacea, Trichoplacidae. Gene Ontology annotation, cellular component: nucleus. The annotation marks the transcript as partial. The transcript has a single exon.
AUUCAUAUUGAAUUAAAGAUACAAAUUAUAAAAGACCUAGAAGCUGGUAAAUCACAAGAAGCUAUCGCAAAGAAGUAUAAAGUGAGAAAAACAACAGUUUUUUCUAUUUCUAAAAGAAAAGAUGAGUUUAGGAGGCUCAUAUUAAAAUAUCCCAUUCCUGCAUGUGGCAGAACACGACGUGCAUUAAAGAUGGGGGAUUUCUGCGAUAUUGAAGAACCUCUAUAUCGUUGGUAUCAGUUGCGACAUAACAAUAAUUUGCCAGUAUCUGGCUCCAGCCUAAAGGAAAAAGCCUUACAGCUAUAUAAAUCUACUUAUGCUGAUGGUACUCAACGCCCUUUCAUGGCUAGUAGAGGAUGGCUGAAUAAAUUUUGUCGACGCUAUGGAAUUAUAGAGAGUUCAUUACAGCCUAAUUCAUGGUAUAGAGAAACCCAAGAAAUAAAUCGGUUUAUUACAGAAGUGCAAGAGAUAAUUAAGAGUGACAGUUUUAGUAAACAACAAAUAUUUAGCGUAGAUGAGAAAAUUCUCCGUUGGAAAACGGUCGUUAGUCCCAACCCAACGGGUAUAUGUACUAACAAGAAUAACCCUAAAAUUUAUAGAAGAUCAAAAGCAAAAUUAACAUUAUUGGCGUGCACUAAUGCAUCUGGUACUUACAAAUUACCGUUAGCUGUCGUCGAUAAAAAUGGUAUGCCUUCAACAUUAGAUGAAGAGCAAGUCCUCACGCUUCCGGUGACUUACUACCGCGAUGAAGAUCUGCGAAUGUGUAAUGGCCUCUAUGAAAGUUGGUAUAACGACCAAUUUAAGCCACGCGUAAAACGAUUCUGCAAAGAAAACAAUUUUCCUAGUAAGGUUUUGUUACUUGUAAGGGAUACUCCAGCACAUAACUGCAUCACUAGCUCAAUCUCAGAUAGCGAAAAAUUUAUAGUUUUACGCAUUCCGUCGAAUAUUGCUUUUGCUUUACAGCCAAUGAAUCAGGGAAUUCUUACAUCGUUAGAAAGCCAUUAUCAAACUAAGUUGUAUGAUUAUGUCAUUCACAAAAGUUCAGAAAAAAAGAAGCUUAUACUAAAAAUUAUGUCAAAAUUGACCGUUAAAGAUGCGAUAUUCUGGCUGAGUGAUAGCUGGAAUGAAGUUAGUUCAAGCUUUUUGAGAAAAUGUUGGAAUCAUAUA